Molecule: messenger RNA, 1785 nt
Organism: Striga hermonthica
Lineage: Eukaryota; Viridiplantae; Streptophyta; Magnoliopsida; Lamiales; Orobanchaceae
Source: the annotation of a GenBank genome assembly
AUGAUGGCUUUGGUUGGCGGUGGUGGUGGUGGUGGUGGCUACUGUGCAGCUUUUUAUUUGGAUCUUCUUCUUCUUCUUCUUCUUUGCAUUGUGCUCACUUUCUCUCAAGGUGUAAAAUACGACCACCCAGCCCAGUACCGGUACCCCUUCAUCGGCCCCGCCAGCUCGUUCUCGCCCCCGCCGGCGUACGACUACAUAAUCGUCGGCGGGGGCACGGCGGGGUGCCCUCUCGCCGCCACGCUGUCCCGGAACUACACGGUGCUGCUGCUGGAGCGGGGCGGGACCCCCUUCGCCAACGCGAACGUCUCCUUCAUGAGGAACUUCCACAUCACGCUGGCCGACAUCUCGCCGACGUCGGCGUCGCAGAUGUUCGUCUCCACCGACGGGGUCUUCAAUUCCCGGGCGAGGGUCCUUGGCGGCGGCACCUGCAUCAAUGCUGGGUUUUACACCCGCGCAAGCGCAAGCUAUGUUGAGAAGGUCGGUUGGGACGCUAAGCUCGUGAACGAGUCCUACCCUUGGGUCGAGAAUCAAAUCGUUCACCGGCCAGACCUUGUGCCCUGGCAGAAAACAGUCAGAGAUAGCCUUAUAGAAAUCGGGAUUUCGCCUUUCAAUGGAUUCACUUACGAUCACUUGUAUGGAACUAAAGUGGGUGGGACCAUCUUCGACAGGUUCGGAAGGCGCCACACGGCAGCAGAGCUUCUCGCCUCGGCUAAUCCCGAAAAUCUCAACGUUUUGGUUCAUGCUACGGUUCAGAAAAUCGAUUUCGAUACGACCGGGGAAAAGCCUCGGGCAAUUGGAGUUACGUUCAAGGACGAAAAAGGAAAUAUGCACAAAGCAUAUCUCUCAAACAGAGUUGGGAGUGAGAUCAUAGUCUCGUCUGGUGCAAUCGGGAGCCCUCACCUUUUGCUUCUUAGCGGCAUUGGCCCAAAAGCUGAGCUGGAGAAAUUCGGUAUUCCAGUUGUUCUUGAUAACGAACAUGUGGGGAAGGAAAUGUCCGAUAACCCCCUCAACACGAUAUUCGUGCCGAGUAAAACACCUGUCAAGCAAUCUUUGAUACAAACUGUGGGAAUUACGAAGCUGGGAGUGUACAUUGAGGCCAGCAGUGGUUUUGGACAGUCAUCUGAUAGUAUACAUUGCGAUCAUGGAAUUGCUUCGGCUGAGAUCGGCCAGCUGUCGACAGUCCCACCGAAGCAAAGGUCCCACGAGUCGAUCCACAACUACCGAAAACGAAAGAGAAGCCUCCCACACGAGGCCUUCAAGGGCGGCUUCAUACUCGAGAAAAUCGCGAGCCCUCGUUCGAAAGGUCAAAUCUCCCUUCUCAACACCAAUGUGGACGAUAACCCUUCCAUCACCUUCAACUACUUCAGCCACCCGGAGGACGUGGAGCGUUGUGUGGACGGCAUACGGACGAUCAAGAAAAUGCUGAUGACGAAGCACUUUGCCAGCUACACGCAGCUCGAUCGGGACGUGGUGGACAAGCUCAUAAACAUGAGCGUUGAGGCGAACGUGAAUCUUAUUCCUAGGCAUACAAACGAUGCUAAGUCCCUCGAGCAGUUUUGUAAGGACACUGUUAUUACAAUCUGGCAUUAUCAUGGAGGUUGCCACGUGGGCCAGGUGGUGGACUCGGAUUACAAGGUUCUUGGGGUCGAAAGGCUCCGUGUGGUGGAUGGCUCGACUUUUAGGGAGUCGCCAGGGACUAAUCCUCAGGCCACUGUCAUGAUGAUGGGCCGGUACAUGGGAGUGAAGAUUUUGAGAGAGAGAUUGGGAAAAGCUGCUGGAGUUUGA